Messenger RNA from Prorocentrum cordatum, 1662 nucleotides. The record is from the annotation of a GenBank genome assembly. NCBI's taxonomy places the organism in Eukaryota, Dinophyceae, Prorocentrales, Prorocentraceae.
AUGCGGUCGCCAAAUGUGAUUGCCCUCGUCAAUGACAUUGAACGACUGGGCGAAGCGCAGGAAUGGGAUCGGAUUCGAGAAUUGUUUCAACGCGCGUUCAUCAACAAAAUCAAGUUGCACCCAGCAGUGUACACUGCUGGUAUCAAGACGCUCGGAGAAGGCGCGUACUGGCGUCAAUCAUUGGCCUUGGUCGGCGAGUUGCGGAAAGCAACGCCAACACCAGGAGUGGCAAGUUUCAAUGCUGCAAUCGGCGCGUGCGAAAGAGCUGGGGAAUGGCAGCAGGCGAUGUCAAUGCUGAGCGAACUAAGGCAAGCGAAAUCGGUUCCAGAUGUCGUAACGUACACCUUGACAAUGAGCGCGUGCCGAAACCCAGGUGGGAGGGCGUAUCUGCCAUUGUUGUUGGAUGAGCUUCUGCAAGAUCAGUUGCAUCCAGACCUUGUUGUCCACAGCCUUGCAAUCAAGGAGUGCGAGGCCGCCAGGAGUUGGCAGCAUGCGUUGGCUUCGAUGAGCGACCUGUUGCAGACGAAGAUGGGGCUUGAUAUGACGUUCUACCACGCUGCAAUCACCACUUGUGAUUCCCAGGGAGACUGGCAGCAGGCGGUGCAGUUGCUGAAGGGGAUGCGACAAGCGAGUGUGAAGCCAAACGUCGAGGUCUACAACAGUGCAAUCAGUGCGUGUCGCAAAGGACGGGAGCGACAGCACGUGUUCGCGCUCCUGGGCGAGUUGUCGCAAGGACAGCUCAAGCCUGACAUCAUCACCUACAACGCCGCGAUGUGGGAGUAUGCGGAGGGCGGGAGGUGGCUGCAGGCGUUGGCGUUGCUCCGCGGACUGGCGGGUGUUAGUAUACAGCCCGACGUGAACAGCUGCUGCGCUGCAAUCACGGCGUGCGAGGGAGUUGGCAAAUGGCAGCACGCGAUGGCGUUGCGCAGCGAUUUGUUGCAAGAAGAAGAUGAUGGGAAGGCAGCUGCCAUCGGAUAUACCAUUUUGAUCAACACGUGCGCACAGUGGCGACAGGCUUUGUCGUUGUUGGACGAGUUUCGCCGAAGAAAUUUGGAUCCAAGCUCCAUCCGAUCCAGCUAUAACCCUAUAUUCAGCAUGUGCGCGGAGAGCGGCGAGUGGCAGCAGGUGUUGGCAUUGUUUGCCGAUCUUCUGUUAGCACAGAUGGAGCCAGAUGCAAUCAUGUACGAUGGUGCUAUCAGCGCGUGUGGGAUAAAUGGUGAGUGGCAGCAGGCGUUGUCGCUAUUUUGUGAUAUGCCGCAGGCGAAGCUGAAUCCAAACGCCAUAAACUUUCUCGCUGUAAUCACCGCGUGCAGGACAAGCAAGAAAUGGCAGCAGGCGUUGACGUUGUCAAACUCGUUUUUUCGGACCAAGCUGCAUCCGACCGUGCAGAUCUACAACGCAGCGAUGCGCAGCUGCCAGGUGGGAAUGACAUGGAAACACGCGCUGCAUCUGUUUUGGCAGAUGUGCGAUGGAAGGUUGGAACCGACCGCCACAAGCUACAAUGCUGCAGUAGACGCAUGCUCCACAGGCAGAGCCUGGAGGCAGGUGCUGGGACUGCUGAGCGAAGCUUUGCGGGCGGAGCUGGAGCCAGAUGUUGCCCUUGCUCUUAACGACAAGGCAAUCACCGCCAGCAAGAGUUGUGGGGAACCGCGAUCAAUAUAG